Messenger RNA from Homalodisca vitripennis (glassy-winged sharpshooter), 2560 nucleotides. RefSeq names its product ATP-binding cassette sub-family C member 4-like. The coding region runs from base 88 to 1125 and encodes 345 amino acids. Gene Ontology annotation, biological process: transmembrane transport. Gene Ontology annotation, cellular component: membrane. Gene Ontology annotation, molecular function: ATP binding; ATP hydrolysis activity; ATPase-coupled transmembrane transporter activity. NCBI's taxonomy places the organism in Eukaryota, Metazoa, Arthropoda, Insecta, Hemiptera, Cicadellidae. The record is from RefSeq and is a predicted model, not a curated record. The transcript is spliced from 8 exons.
UUACAUUCUUCGGCCUUCUACAUAUUCAUUGCCACUGCUCGAGCAUUUGGCUACUGGUUGGAUGUAGUGUGUUCCCUCUACAUUGCCAUGGUCACCUUCAGUUUCCUCAUCAUUGACAGUGCAUGGCUGGGAGGCAGUGUGGGUCUUGCCAUCACCCAGACAGUCGGUCUCAUCGGUAUGUUCCAGUGGGGUAUGAAACAGUCUGCUGAGGUGGAGAACUUCAUGACCUCUGUUGAGAGAAUACUUGAGUACACACAAGUAGACAAAGAACCUCCACUGGAAUCACCACAAGACAAAAAACCCCCUGCUAAUUGGCCGACUGAAGGUGAAGUUGAGUUCAACCAUGUGGUCAUGUCUUACGAUCCUUCCCUGCCACCUGUUUUGAAAGACGUGACAUUUGUCAUACAACCACGAGAAAAAGUUGGCGUUGUUGGCCGCACUGGAGCAGGUAAAUCUUCAUUAACUGCUGCUUUAUUUCGAUUUAAUUCAUUCAAAGGAAAAAUCAUCAUUGAUGGCAUUGAUGUGACUGAUUUUGGACUCCAUGAUUUACGGUCCAAACUCUCUGUUAUUCCUCAAGAACCUGUGUUGUUUUCUGGAAAUGUUCGCAAAAACCUUGAUCCUUUUGAUGAAUACUCUGAUCACACAAUAUGGAGUGCUUUAGAGGAGGUUGAACUGAAAGAAGUGAUAGAAGACUUACCACAAGGUUUAAACAGUAAAAUCGUAGAGGGUGGAGCCAAUCUGAGUGUUGGACAGCGACAGCUGAUGUGCCUGGCCCGAGCCAUCGUCCGUAACAAUAAGAUUUUGGUUCUGGAUGAGGCUACAGCUAAUGUAGAUCUACAGACUGAUGCUCUGAUACAAAAGACUAUCAGACGAAAGUUUGCAGAGUGCACAGUACUGACAAUAGCACACAGAUUGAACACUGUCAUGGAUUCAGACAAGAUUCUGGUCAUGAGCAAUGGUUGUGUAGUGGAGUUUGACCAUCCUCAUAUCCUACUGGAAAACAAGCAUGGUUAUUUGUACCGAAUGGUAGAACAGCUGGGCAGAACUGCAGCAGAAUCAUUGCAUAACAUUGCAGCCUUGAAUUACAACCAAAGCACCGUUCUAAGAAGACCAAAAUCCUCAUAGUUGUCGAAAACGCUAUAUUUAUACGCUCCGUUUUACGAACAAUAGUCCAGAUUACCUGACCUAAUGUGACGAAUAGUAGGCCAGACGACAAAUAGCCCAGAAAAUCCAAAGUUAAAUAACCCACACACCAUCUUGAGUUGGUACACGUGUCACUCCUGCUGACAAAGCAGCUAUACCAAACAGAGCUAUUUUGCAAAUUUCCACCCUAAUGUGUGCAGGCAUUGUAACAUGCAGCCAUACAUUAUGUAAGUUAUACUUACCUCUUGUGCAAUUACUGUUAACAAUGCAGUUCAUACUUACUCACCAUGUCAAAUCAUAUCGCAAUAAGCUCAACCGAUGGCAUUUACUUGUUUCAUCCUGAUUUAUAUAAUGUUGCAAUCAUGCCAGAGCUGAUUUGACUAAUCAGAAGGUCUGGAUAACCAGGGAUCUAUUGUACAUCUUAGUUAUUUAAUGAAAGAAACCAACACGUUCCUUAUUAUAAAUAAUUCUUUGUUUUCCCAUUUCUAUAAACUAGUAAUAAGAACUAUGUCAUUAAUAUUAUAUAUUGUAUUUGAAUUGUUAUAAUGAAUAAAAUCUGCAUACUGUAUGUUUAAACAUAUAUCCUACUUAUUGAUUGAUUGAGAUUUAUUCAUCUACUUUUGUAAUUAAAUCCCUGUCUAUAUAUUUAUUGCUUAAAGAUAGAGGGAUUCCUUUCCCGAAUUUAUCUAUGUAAAUUGAUUUAUAUAAAUUCAAUAAAUAAUAUUGUGUAAGAAUUGUAAACAAUUUAUUUGAUUUGAUAUUUUACUGAAUAUUGUGGGGAAGAUCAAAAGUAUAGUUGUCAUCAAGUUAUCUAUUUUUAUUUGUUUCAAAACAUCAUAACGUUUUAUUACUUCCUUAUAAGUAUUCACUGUUUUACCUUUAAAUGUUCUUUAGAGUUUUAGUACACAAAACCUUAAAUUCUUAUUAACGAAUGUCACACAAACAUUUUGGAACUGCUACUGAAGAUAUACAUGUUUUUAUUUAUAUUUAGUUUAAAGUAUUAGUUUUGUAAGUAUCAAGACUAAUAUUGUAUUAAUAAAGGCAUUUAUUUAAAUAGAUUGUUUAUUUUAGGAGUACUUUCAUCUGAUGCACUUUCCACGAUGUGCUGACACACUGGUUCUAUGCAAAUAUAAGAAAUUUGAAUAAAAAUCAGUAUUUCAAACUAUAAUUUUAUAAAGCUAAUCACCAUUAUUUUCUUACACAAAAAUAUGAUUAGUUAGAUCAUCAGAUAAAAUGAAUUUCUCAAUCAACUCUUAAUUGAUCGAGUGAAGAUGAAUAAUUAUUCUAAUCAUGGCGAGAACAAAUGAUGCUAAGACUAAAUGUUGGAGAGACUUAUAUUAAUCAGACCAAAUCUUACUGUUUUUUUAAUUUUAUUUUAGGCUUAGACUAAAAUAAAAAGGAAAAUAUUUACAUUUAA